This is a messenger RNA of Scatophagus argus, 3154 nucleotides long. Its product is annotated as tubulin beta chain-like. The transcript is spliced from 5 exons. Gene Ontology annotation, biological process: mitotic cell cycle; microtubule cytoskeleton organization. Lineage: Eukaryota; Metazoa; Chordata; Actinopteri; Scatophagidae. The coding region runs from base 102 to 1436 and encodes 444 amino acids. Gene Ontology annotation, molecular function: structural constituent of cytoskeleton; GTPase activity; GTP binding. Gene Ontology annotation, cellular component: microtubule; cytoplasm. The record is from RefSeq and is a predicted model, not a curated record.
CCGCCUGUAGCUGUCCACGCACUCUCCAGCCUGUGAUCAGUCAGUGGGUCACUAGCAUAGCUCUGUCUUCUCCGCUCUUUGCUUACUAACUACCAUCCACCAUGAGGGAAAUCGUGCACAUCCAGGCCGGCCAGUGUGGGAAUCAGAUUGGUGCAAAGUUCUGGGAGGUGAUCAGCGAUGAGCACGGCAUCGAUCCAACAGGAACCUACCACGGAGACAGCGACUUGCAGCUGGACAGGAUCAGUGUGUAUUACAAUGAGGCCACUGGUGGAAAAUACGUGCCCAGAGCCAUCCUAGUCGACCUGGAACCUGGCACCAUGGACUCAGUCCGGUCCGGACCCUUUGGACAAAUCUUCAGACCUGACAACUUUGUCUUUGGUCAAAGUGGAGCAGGAAACAACUGGGCCAAAGGUCACUACACAGAGGGGGCAGAGCUGGUGGAUUCGGUCCUGGAUGUGGUGAGAAAAGAGGCCGAGAGCUGCGAGUGUCUGCAGGGAUUCCAGCUCACACACUCCCUGGGAGGAGGAACCGGUUCAGGCAUGGGCACCCUGCUCAUCAGCAAGAUCAGAGAGGAAUACCCCGACCGCAUCAUGAACACCUUCAGUGUGGUGCCCUCUCCUAAGGUAUCAGACACGGUUGUCGAGCCGUACAACGCCACACUGUCAGUCCACCAGCUGGUAGAAAACACAGACGAGACCUACUGCAUCGACAACGAAGCACUUUAUGACAUCUGCUUCCGCACUCUCAAACUCACCACGCCCACAUACGGCGACCUCAACCACCUGGUUUCAGCCACCAUGAGCGGCGUGACCACUUGCCUGCGUUUCCCCGGCCAGCUUAACGCUGAUCUGAGGAAGCUGGCGGUCAACAUGGUUCCUUUCCCACGUCUCCACUUCUUCAUGCCGGGCUUUGCCCCUCUGACAAGCAGGGGGAGUCAGCAGUACCGCGCCCUGACGGUGCCUGAGCUCACCCAGCAGGUAUUUGAUGCCAAAAACAUGAUGGCAGCUUGUGACCCUCGCCACGGGCGCUACCUGACGGUAGCUGCUGUGUUCCGUGGACGCAUGUCGAUGAAGGAGGUGGACGAGCAGAUGCUGAAUGUCCAAAACAAGAACAGCAGCUAUUUUGUGGAGUGGAUCCCCAACAACGUGAAAACGGCCGUCUGCGACAUCCCGCCGCGUGGCCUCAAGAUGGCUGUCACCUUCAUCGGCAACAGCACGGCCAUUCAGGAGCUGUUCAAACGCAUCUCCGAGCAGUUCACCGCCAUGUUCCGCCGCAAGGCCUUCCUCCACUGGUACACCGGAGAGGGCAUGGACGAGAUGGAGUUCACUGAGGCCGAGAGCAACAUGAACGACCUGGUGUCCGAGUACCAGCAGUACCAGGACGCCACGGCUGAGGAGGAGGGAGAGUUUGAGGAAGAAGUGGAAGAAGAUGCCUGAAGAAAACAAAAAUACAAACAAAAAUGAUUCAACAGUUUAAAAAAAAAUCUCAUAAAAAAAAAAUAAAGAAAGAAACAUAUUGUGGUCAGGAAUGAAAGAACGUAGUAGACCAGAAAAAGAAGGCUGGAUGAAGAAGCGUGAGGGUCUGAAGUGGUGAAUUCAGGGAUAGAAACGAUGGGAAGAAGUGAGCAGGAAGGAGGAAGGUUGGCAGAGAAAGAGAAGCAGGAUGAGAAAUGGGAAACGACGUGACCGAAUUCAUGUGCCAUGGUUUACAGUCUAUUGUGACGCCAUGCAGGCCAGUUUUAACAAGACGGCCUCCCAGAAUCACUACCAGAUUAUCUUGUUGCUAAAUUAAAGGCACUCCUUCAGCUUCACUUUCAUCACGUACGAUUGACUUUCACUGCCUCCUGCAAAGCAAAAAGAAGUACUGUGAAAUACCAACAAAGUAAUCAAACUAUUUAGCAGAUCCCAAUCAGAAUCAGAAUUCCUUUAUUUAUCCCUGAAGGGAAAUUCUUUAAAUGUUAGAUGUUUUGCUAAAUAGUUAGAUAACUGAUUUAGAAAGUAAUCUUGCACUUAGAUUCACUCACACUCCAUGCAAACAAGCUUAGGAAUUUUUUUGCCGAAUAUUGAUAUGACGUUACCUCUUCCAUAACAGUAUUUUACAUUCACCGACAGUAUUUGAAAAGAUGAAAACAUAUCUCACUUAGCUGAAGUCACCAGUCAGUUAAAACUUGACCAAACAAAUCUUCAUAAUCAGGCCAUAGUUUUUUCAUUUGGACUGUGACUCAACCGUGAUGGAGUUAUGAAGACAGAUGUGUUUCAGGAAGCUAACGUAACACAGCAGUUGUUUCAAAUGCUGUGUUUUGAGUUCUUAGCCAGAACAAAGUGUGGUUCAUAUAAUGCCUGACACACAAAGUUAAUGAAAUGAGAUGCAUUUUCAGUUUUAAGGCAGGAUUUUUCUCACACGCCAGCCAACGUCGUGAGGAGGGUCACAUACUGUGGAGGUUCAGGUCGGGUCAUGGAUGACAUGUCAGCCAUGGAUCUCAUCAUGAUGAGAAGCAUCUGUGCUUUUGUUGCAUUCUAACCAUGUCAGUCUUUUAGACUGACAUUAUGAGCACAAUUAACAAAACAUAAAUGUAUUUGGAUUCAAGUAAGCAAAACAGCAGCAGUGUACCUCCAAAGGUUUUUCCAUCAUAAAAUAAAACAAAGCUGUAUAUUAAACCUCAGCUUUGAGCAGGACAAAAUAUUAAUAUCAUGAAAAAUUCAUUUUAUUUCAUCAUUUCUCACUCUUGGUGUCCAGAAAUGUUCACACCAACAGCUCAGCUUCUGACGUUGGUGUGUAUUUCAUAUCACAACACACAUUUUAUUACUGAGGCUUCUUGAAACACAUUUCAAACAUAAAAUGUCUGUGCUUGUACAUGUCAACUAAAAAGCCACAUUACAUUGUUUCACUAUGUAAAAUGUUUUGUCCAAGUGCACAAUUUGACAUUCUGGUUAAUGUUUCCACUCUGAGUCACUACAGUAUGAAUCAAAGCAAACAGAAGUCAUUUGUGUUCAGUGUGUGAUCUUCAGCCAUGCUGUCUUCAUGUCUGUGCAUGUGUGUUUACUGCUUACUGUUGGUCUGAACCUUUUUUUAAUCCCUGUGGAACAGUUUGACUCGGGAUCCCAGAGAUUGUGCAACAUUUGUCAGAAAUAAAAAGGCAUUUGUAGUUAAAAAA